Messenger RNA from Rhizopus microsporus ATCC 52813, 1261 nucleotides. RefSeq lists its product as uncharacterized. The transcript has 2 exons. Gene Ontology annotation, biological process: lipid metabolic process. The record is from RefSeq and is a predicted model, not a curated record. Bases 243 to 1157 code for a protein of 304 amino acids. NCBI's taxonomy places the organism in Eukaryota, Fungi, Mucoromycota, Mucoromycetes, Mucorales, Rhizopodaceae.
CUGACAAAUACGCGCAAUCGCCACUAUUGGACAUAAAUUUACCACCACCCGUCAUAUUACCUUACACUCAGCUAAUCUUACUUUAUACCUCUGUCAUCAGUAUUGACCUUGUCUUGUUACGAAACGACAAACGACUACCUCUAUCUCCGACACAACUACGCCUUGUUCUUGCAUGCAUCCAUGCUAUUUUACCCUUGAUAUUCGUAUCACCCAAUAGACCACUCAACGUUUUAUACGCAGCCAUGCCAUGGUUUGUUGUUUCCUAUUCUGCUCAUAUGCCAACAGACCAACUUACACCCGUAGCAUGGAUAGAUGCCUUGAUAAAGAUCAUGGUAGAACCCAAUGAUAAUCAUACCAGUAGAAUCAGGUGUCGGGGUGCAGCCACUUCCUGCCUAGGCAUCCUCAAAUGGUCGUUCAUGCAUCUGUUUAUUGACCCCCUAUUGCCUCACAGAACACUAUUUGCAUUGUAUUAUCCGUGGCUUCAUCCUAUGAGCUUGAUUUACGUGAUACUGUAUGGUGUCAAAGCCUAUUGUUUGCUUGGUAUAGUUGAUGUCUUUAUGGGACUAGAACAGAUUGUCACGGGAUGGAAUAUGGUUCAACUAUUCAAUUCUCCCAUCCUUGCUACAAGUCCCAGAGAUUUUUGGAGUCGACGAUGGAAUAGAGCCGUGCGCAACUUGUUACAUAAGCAAGUCUUUUUGCCUGAAAAGCAUAUACCUGCCAAAAGACAGGAGCUACAACGAAAAUCAUCCUCUAGAAAAAACAGCAUGGACGAAGAACAAGAGGUCUUUGUUGUCGUCGAAAGGACACAUAGAAAACACGAUCAUAAAUCAAAGCACAUUAACAAACACGCAUCCAAUAGGCUCAAAUCCUUUUGUUCUUCAAAAUACGGACGCGGUCUUCUUGUAUUCAUCAUCAGUGGGGCCUUUCAUGAAGUCAUCAUCAUGAGUACCUGCAGAAAAUUGACCUUGGAGAACUUUGCAUUCUUUACGAUCCAAGGCAUCGCAGUAUCGCUUGAAGCGGCGUUACGUCAAGGAAAGCUCAAGCAAGAACCUGAAGGAAGAACACGGAUCGUAUGUAUAGCAGCACAGCUCUGUUUCAUGGCACUCACAGGCAGGUUAUUCCUCGGUCCGUUCCUUCGGUAUGAAUUUCUAGACUAAACUUUAUAGAAUAAAAUUGCGCUUUUUAUUAUUUAAUCCAAACGGGCAUGGAAAGCAUACACAGUUUUGGCGGUAUAGGUUGCAUCCUUUUGAAGCAAAACCGC